This is a messenger RNA of Haemonchus placei, 1275 nucleotides long. NCBI's taxonomy places the organism in Eukaryota, Metazoa, Nematoda, Chromadorea, Rhabditida, Trichostrongylidae. The record is from the annotation of a GenBank genome assembly.
AUGCUGACAUCUCGCUAUGUUGCUCGAUUGGGUGGUGUCCGUGGACUUGUCUCUGCCGCCCUGUCAUCGCAACCACGCCAUGACGUCGAAGGACAUCCACCUCCUCCAGUAACGCAACUAAGCGAGCAUGAACUACAGUUGCAAGAUACUGUAAGACGUUUCUCUCAAAAUGUGGUCAAACCGCUGGUACGCGAAAUGGACGAAAAAUCACAUAUGCAUCAAUCUGUGAUUACGGGAGUAUUUGAAAACGGGUUCAUGGGAAUCGAAGUCCCCGAAGCUUAUGGUGGGCCAGGGACGUCAUUUUUUGAUGCUAUUAUUGUCAUCGAGGAAUUGGCUAAGGUCGAUCCUGCAGUAUCCACGUUCGUUGAUCUUCAAAACACACUCGUUUUACCAUUGAUUCUGGAAUUAGGUACAGAAGAACAAAAGCAAAAAUACCUACCGAAAGCCUGCACAGAGUGGAUCGGUUCAUUUUGUCUUUCUGAAUCCGGAUCAGGAUCUGAUGCCUUUGCUAUGAAGACCGUCGCCAAGAAAGACGGGGAUGAUUUUUUGAUAAAUGGAUCGAAACUAUGGAUUACCAGUUCCAGCCAUGCCAAGUUCUUCCUGGUGUUCGCAAACGCUGAUCCUUCAAAAGGGCACAAAGGCAUUACAUGCUUCUUGGUGGACAGAGACCAACCGGGAAUAACUGUGGAUAAAGAAGAGAACAAGUUGGGAAUUCGAGCUUCAGCCACAUGUCCAGUCUAUUUUGAAAAUGUGCGAGUGCCCAAGUCUGCUAUACUUGGUGAAUACGGAAAAGGCUAUAAAUAUGCCAUUGAAUGUUUAAAUGCUGGUCGAAUCGGCAUAGGCGCUCAAAUGGUUGGUUUGGCUCAGGGAUGUUUUGAUGCCACCAUACCCUAUCUUCAAGAACGGAAACAAUUUGGAUCACGAUUAAUUGACUUCCAGUAUUCCUUGAAUUGCAGGGUCUGCAGCACCAGAUCGUUACUGAAGGGUGCAUUAGCAUCCUCACACAUGGAUCUCUACAAAAUGACCUGUUUUCAGGAGAACAACAUUCCCUUCGUUAAACAGGCUGCUAUGGCAAAACUUUACGGAUCACAGGUAGCAUCUGCAGCCACUUCAAAAUGCAUCGAAUGGCAUGGUGGGGUGGGUUUCACAAAGGAGUACCCAGUGGAAAAGUUCUACAGAGAUGUCAAAGCAGGUACGAUCUACGAAGGAACAUCAAACAUUCAACUGAAUACUAUUGCCAAACUGAUAGACCUUGAGUAUAAGGGACAUACCUGA